AGGCAGGUGCCCGACAUGGCGAGUGCUGUGCUGCCGAGCGGACCCCGGUGUGCGGCGGCGGCGGUGGCGCCUCCCGGUCUCCGACUCCGGCUUCUGCUGUUGCUCCUCUCCGCCGCGGCACUGAUCCCCACAGGUGAUGGACAGAAUUUGUUUACGAAAGAUGUGACAGUGAUCGAGGGAGAAGUUGCAACCAUCAGCUGCCAGGUCAAUAAGAGUGACGACUCUGUUAUCCAACUACUGAAUCCCAACAGACAGACCAUUUAUUUCAGGGACUUCCGGCCUUUGAAGGACAGCAGGUUCCAGCUGCUGAAUUUUUCAAGCAGUGAACUCAAAGUGUCGUUGACAAAUGUCUCAAUUUCUGAUGAAGGAAGAUACUUUUGCCAGCUCUACACUGACCCCCCUCAGGAAAGUUACACCACGAUCACAGUCCUGGUCCCACCACGUAAUCUGAUGAUCGAUAUCCAGAAAGACACUGCGGUGGAAGGUGAGGAGAUUGAAGUCAACUGCACUGCCAUGGCCAGCAAACCAGCCACGACCAUCAGGUGGUUCAAAGGGAACAAGGAGCUCAAAGGCAAAUCGGAGGUGGAGGAGUGGUCAGACAUGUACACUGUGACUAGUCAGCUGAUGCUGAAGGUGCACAAGGAGGAUGACGGGGUCCCGGUGAUCUGUCAGGUGGAGCACCCUGCCGUCACUGGAAACUUGCAGACCCAGCGGUAUCUAGAAGUACAGUAUAAGCCUCAAGUGCAUAUUCAGAUGACUUAUCCUCUACAAGGCCUAACCCGGGAAGGGGACGCGCUUGAGUUAACAUGUGAAGCCAUCGGGAAGCCCCAGCCUGUGAUGGUAACUUGGGUGAGAGUCGAUGAUGAAAUGCCUCAACACGCCGUACUGUCGGGGCCCAACCUGUUCAUCAAUAACCUAAACAAAACAGAUAAUGGUACAUACCGCUGUGAGGCUUCAAACAUAGUGGGGAAAGCUCAUUCGGAUUAUAUGCUGUAUGUAUACGAUCCCCCCACAACUAUCCCUCCUCUCACAACAACCACCACCACCACCACCACCACCACCACCACCAUCCUUACCAUCAUCGCAGACACCACGGCGACGACAGAACCAGCAGUCCACGAUUCUCGAGCAGGUGAAGAAGGUGCGAUCAGGGCAGUGGAUCACGCCGUGAUUGGCGGCGUCGUGGCCGUGGUGGUGUUUGCCAUGCUGUGUUUGCUCAUCAUCCUGGGGCGCUAUUUUGCCAGACAUAAAGGUACAUACUUCACUCAUGAAGCCAAAGGAGCCGAUGACGCAGCAGACGCAGACACAGCUAUAAUCAAUGCAGAAGGAGGACAGAACAACUCCGAAGAAAAGAAAGAGUACUUCAUCUAGAUCAGCCUUUUUGUUUCAAUGAGGUGUCCAACUGGCCCUAUUUAGAUGAUAAAGAGACAGUGAUAUUGGAACUUGCGAGAAAUUCGUGUGUUUUUUACGAAUGGGUGGAAAGGUGUGAGACUGGGAGGGCUUGGGAUUUGCUGUGUAAAAAAAGAAAAAAGAAAAAAAAGAAAGAAAGAAAUGUUCUUUGAAAAGUA
Molecule: messenger RNA, 1568 nt
Organism: Physeter macrocephalus (sperm whale)
Lineage: Eukaryota; Metazoa; Chordata; Mammalia; Artiodactyla; Physeteridae
Gene: CADM1
Product: cell adhesion molecule 1
Exons: 11
Coding region: 16-1371 (451 amino acids)
Biological process (GO): cell recognition; susceptibility to natural killer cell mediated cytotoxicity; detection of stimulus
Cellular component (GO): plasma membrane; neuron projection; synapse
Molecular function (GO): signaling receptor binding
Source: RefSeq, a predicted model, not a curated record